GCGACCGAGGAUGUAUGGCCGCGGCGCGAAGGUCGGCCUGCCAGUAAACGUUCAACCUCCGGAGGGUAAGGGCGUGUCGCCGGUGAGUGCCGGUGCAGCCGUGACUGGCGAAGCAGCUUGGAGCGGUGUUUGUACGUUUUCGUGUGUUCCGGUGUGUGUUCCUCCCCGACGCACCGAGCCAGCCAGCCACAUGCAGUUCCGCGAUCAUCAGAUGGCCACGCCCCCGCCCGUCGUCAUGUCCUCGCUCAAGAACGCCCACGUCCCCGCCCAUCCACCCGCCUCGCACCCGCGAUGCCCCGGCCCCGUCACGCUGUCCUCCCCCAGUGGCCCCCGCUACAAUGCCUCCCCCUGCCUGGUGUCCUCCCCGCCCCACGCCGCCCACGGCUCCCACCACUCCGCCGCUGCCUCCCCAAGCCGCCUAGCCCCCUCCACCAUAGCCUCGCCUCUCCACGUCACAUCGCCGCCCCUCCACGUCGCCUCCUCUCCCCUUCACACCGCCCCUUCGCCCCUCCACGCCACCCACAGUCCCCUCGUGUCUUCCCCUCAAACCUGCACGUCCCUCGCCGCCCGGCUGGAGCCAAAGCCAUCCUGUGGAGUGCAGCCCCCCACCAGCAGCCAGCCAUGCUCCGCGCCGCCCCGCCCCGCCGCCUCCCCCGCCAAGGAGAACCCCCUCCUGGCCUCGCCUUGUCCUAACGUGCCCCAGAAGGCAGCGUCAAAGGAGAGCUGCUUCUCGGUGCUGUUGAAUGACAUGGGCGUCACGCCCUUCAAGGAGGAGGACAUGACCGACGAGUCCCUGGAGGAGGAGGAGGAGGAGGAGUCGCAGGAUGACGGCUGCGAGGAGCUGGAGGAGCAGAAGGACAAGAGAGGCGAGUGUGGCGGGCGGCGCCGCAAGGCCGGCGGUGCACGGGGUGGUGGUGGCCGUGGGCGUGACAGGAGUCCUCACCAAGUCGCCCGCGUGCGCCGCAACCGCCGCAUGAAGGCCAACGACCGCGAGCGUCACCGCAUGCACAUGCUGAACAACGCACUGGACCGCCUGCGCACGGUGCUUCCCACGGCGCCGGACGACACGAAGCUCACCAAGAUCGAGACGCUGCGCUUUGCCCACAACUACAUCUGGGCGCUGAGCGAGACCCUGAAGGGCCUAGACUCCCACCAGGCACCCCAGCAGCACCUCAGCCUCAGCGUAGGCGUCACUGGCGCCCCUGUAGGCCCACAGCCGCCCACAGACGUGCCCAUGUAUCAGGCUGGACCCCUGGGCCCCUCCGCGCCAUACUGCGGUCAGGGGAACGAAGGAGAGCUGUGGGGCCCCGCCAGCGUGGGUGUGGGGGGCAAUUUCCCCCCCGGUGCCCCCCACGGCCAGUACAUGCACUACCCCAGCCUUCCCUACCAGUGCCUCUGACCUUCCUAGACCGCACGCCCCGCCGCCGCCGCCGUCGCCAUGCAGUGCCUGACAGUGCCGCGGCACGCCCCGCCAGUGCUUGUCACCGCCGCCGCCCUGUGAUGCGCUGCCUUGCCGCCAGCACACCUGUGCCGCCAGGUGUUACUCAAAGAAGGAACUAUAGAGUUGAUUAUAUGACAAAAAUGUUGCUCAAAGUCCUGCUCCGCGCAGGAUCUGGCUGUGCCCGUCGCUGCAUCAGCCUCCCGCAGCCCCGCCUUCCCUAGAGGUAACCGUAGAGAAGAGUCCUUAGAGAAAAUUACAGGUAAAAUAUUAUUGAUGUGUUGCCCCCCCUCCCCUCCCCUCAUUCUUCCCUCCCUUUCCCUUCCCUCUCCUCUCCUCUCCUCUCCUCUCCUCUCCUCUCCUCUCCUCUCCUCUCCUCUCCCCUCCCCUCCCAACGGCGGGUGUCACGGCGUCAGCCGGUGCUCUCAACAGCCAUUUCAAAAGGCAGCCUCCCCGUCGUGGGGUGCCUGUCAAGUGCUUGCCUCCGUGCACGCCGUCGCCAGUAUUCAAUACUAGUCAAGUCCACUUACGUCAAGUACGUGUGGUGCCUGUGCGUCACGAUUCUCAAGGACAAGCGGACGCAGAACCAACUAUGCUAAGAUUAAGAUUAUAUCGUAACUGGUUGCUGAGGCGCUACCGAAGCACGAUAUAGAGGAAGGAGGAGGAGAAAGAGGAGGGAGGAUAAGAAUAUAUAGGUGCGUGUGUCCCUCAUAUCAGCAACUCACCCGCGUUUUGUUUUUUUCUUAUUCCACGUGUGCCGCACCUGUUCCCACGCACCCGCGCCCAUACCUGCGUCCUGUCUACUUAAUUAAUUAGCUAACCUGAGGCCACUUUCCCCUCUCAGUCCCGACCCUUAGUGAUCUACAUCGCUGAGUUUAAACCCUCCGAGCUUCACCUUUUCGGACAGCCGGGCCAUGCUCAGGUGGGGCCUAUCAGCCUCUACCCUGUCCACACCUGCCCAUUGUAAGUCACAAGUUAUAUAUUAAGAGAAUCAUUCCGCCGCUCAUGUGUCCACCGGGCCCGUCCCUCUGAUCUCAAUGUAGACGUUAAUGGAAUGACGUAUGCAAGUGAUGAAUGAAGUGGAAUGACUUAAGCGUUGACGAGAGACAAA
Messenger RNA from Eriocheir sinensis (Chinese mitten crab), 2549 nucleotides. Its product is annotated as serine/threonine-protein kinase fray2-like. The transcript has 2 exons. The record is from RefSeq and is a predicted model, not a curated record. Lineage: Eukaryota; Metazoa; Arthropoda; Malacostraca; Decapoda; Varunidae. The coding region runs from base 11 to 1399 and encodes 462 amino acids. Gene Ontology annotation, molecular function: protein dimerization activity.